This is a messenger RNA of Carassius auratus (goldfish), 1051 nucleotides long. Its product is annotated as erythroblast NAD(P)(+)--arginine ADP-ribosyltransferase-like. Gene Ontology annotation, molecular function: NAD+-protein-arginine ADP-ribosyltransferase activity; NAD+ poly-ADP-ribosyltransferase activity. The record is from RefSeq and is a predicted model, not a curated record. The coding region runs from base 122 to 1051 and encodes 309 amino acids. The transcript is spliced from 5 exons. Lineage: Eukaryota; Metazoa; Chordata; Actinopteri; Cypriniformes; Cyprinidae.
AUCUGACUGAAUCAAGAUGCUGCUGAUCAUUGAAGCUCUUCUUCUCAUUUCAGCUGCUCUAGGAAAGCAUCUGCUCUUCACUGGAUCUACAAGAUCAUCUGAGGGAUCUGACUGAAUCAAGAUGCUGCUGAUCAUUGAAGCUCUUCUUCUCAUUUCAGCUGCUCUAGGAAAGCAUCUGCUCUUCACUAGAUCUACAAGAUCAUCUGAGGGAAUCAAGAUGCUGCUGAUCAUUGAAGCUCUUCUUCUCAUUUCAGCUGCUCUAGGAAAGGAUCACAGAGCUGCUGCUGUUAAAGUGAAGAUAUUUCCACUGGAUAUGGCACUGAAUUCAGUUGAUGAUCAAUAUGAGGGCUGUAGAGAGAAAAUGGCAGAACUGGUGGAGACAAAAUAUAUGAAGCGAGAAAUGUCUAACCCCGAAUCUGAUUUUGCACACGCUUGGAAACUUGCUGUAAAGAAUCACAAGCCACCAGGAGAGAACUUGAAAAAGAAACAUUCAAUUGCUAUUUAUGUGUACACGACUUCAGGUUUUGAGGUAUAUAAAAAGUUUAAUGAAGCUGAUCGUAAAGACAAGAGAGAAUACCAAAACCAAACAUACGAUUGGUAUUCACUUCACUUUCUGUUAACAGAAGCGGUACAGAUUCUGAACCAAACACAAAAUAAAUGCUAUGAUACUUAUCGUCGUACUAAAGUUGAAUUUGAUAAGGAUGUCCUGAACAAAGAGGUUCGUUUUGGCUCAUUUACUUCUUCCUCUAUUGAUCGUGAUAAAGGAGCAAAGAUUUUUGGAACUGUCUCUUGUUUUGAGAUCCACACUUGUGAAGGUGCUGAGGUGUCAGAAUAUUCCAAGCUUCCUCGUGAGAAAGAGGUGCUGAUUCCUCCGUAUGAGACGUUUAAUGUCACUGCUGUCAGAACAAGAAGACGUCAGAAAGAUCUCUGGUGUGACACUGUGUACACUUUGAAAAGCUCUGGUAAGAGAAGUGACCUCAACUGUGCUCUAUUCAAGAAACCAGCCAAGACCUUAACAAAAUACUAUGCUGAGUAUAGAAUAAUGCUUUAA